GUGUCCGCCACUCUCCUCCCGUGAUUCGGCCGGUCGCGCCCCGGUUCGGCUCGGUUCUGGUCGGUUCUGGUCGGUCAUGGCGCUUCUCGUCCUCCAUCUUGGCUUCUUGUUGUUGUUGAGUUUUCCCGCCGCGGGGCGCGCGCGCAGGGACGUGCUGGAGCUCGCGGACGCGGACUUCGAUUACCUGGCAACGGAGCACGAGACCAUGCUCGUCAAAUUCUACGCUCCAUGGUGUGGUCACUGUAAAAAACUCGCCCCAGAUUUUGAAAAAGCUGCAACAAAACUGAAGGGAACUGUUCAACUGGCCAAGGUGGACUGCACAGCUAACAGUGAGCUGUGUGCGCGGUUCGGAGUGACCGGAUAUCCGACUCUGAAGAUCUUCAGGAACGGGAGGGACGCGGGCCCCUACGACGGGCCCCGCUCUGCAGACGGGAUCGUCCAGGUCAUGAAGAAACAGUCUGGACCUGACUCGGUUCUGCUCAGGUCCAAGUCCGACCUGGAGCACUUUGUCAAUCAUUACGAGGCCAGUAUCGUAGGCCUGUUCUCCGAGGACUCGUCGAGUCGCUCUGAGUUCCUUAAAGCCGCGUCGUUGCUUCGGGAUCAGUUCAGAUUCGCUCACAGCUCCGACCUGAGUCUGGGCCGAGACCACAACGCCACGGGAGAGUGUGUGCUGCUCUUCAGACCUCCGCGUUUGUCCAAUAAAUUUGAGGAGAACGUCGUGGUUUUCUCCGACCACCUGAGCAUCACCUCCCUGAGACGCUUCAUCAGAGACAACAUUUUUGGUCUGGUUCCUCACAUGACGCUGGAGAACGUGGAGCGUCUGCGAGUGAAGGACUUACUCACGGUUUACUACGACCUCGACUACGUCCACAACGUCCGCGGCUCCAACUACUGGAGGAACAGGGUGAUGCUGGUGGCGUCGAAGUUCCGUGGGCGGGGCCUGAGCUUCUCCGUGGCCAAUCGGAGAGACUUUGAAGCGGAGCUUCGGGAGGAGUUUGGUUUGGGUCCAGACCCCGGACUUCCUGUGGCCACGAUCCGGACCAGACUGGGACUCAAGUACACCAUGAGGGAGGAGUUUACGAGGGACGGUCGCUCUCUGGAGCGUUUUCUUCAGGAUUAUUUUUCAGGGCGACUCAAACGUUUCAUCAAAUCAGAACCCGUCCCCGAGAAGAACCCAGGACCUGUCAAGGUGGCGGUGGCAGAGUCGUUUGCUGACCUGGUGUUGGAUCCUCACACUGACGCUCUGAUUCUGUUUUACUCUCCUCUGUGUCAAUACUGCAAAAAACUAGAACCUGUGUACAACGAGCUCGCACUGCAGUUGUCCUCACACCCAGAUUUGGUGGUGGUUAAAAUGAACGCCGUGGACAACGACGUCCCUCUGGGCUUCGAUGUGCAGGGUUUUCCCACAAUUUACUUCUGUGGCGCCGGAAGGAAAGAAGAACCAGUGCGUUACGAGGGACCUCGAGAAGUGAAGGAUUUGCUUAAGUUUGUCCAAAGAGAAACUUCACACAGUCUGAGGACAAAAGGACCAAGGAACGAACUGUAGGAGACAAAGAAGGAGACCAGGAGACAAAGAAGGAGACCAGGAGACGAGCAGAUGAGGAGACAAGGAGACAAAGAAGGAGACCAGGAGACAAAGAAGGAGACGAGGAGAGAGGAGACGAGGAGACAGAGAAGGAGCCCAGGAGGACACAAGGAGCCAAGGAGAGGCACAAGGAGAGGAGAUGAGGAACAAGGAGAGGAGACAACAAGGAGAAAGGAGAGGAAAUGACUCAACAAGGAGAGGAGACAAGGAAAAGGACAAGGAAGCAAGAAGAGGAGACAAGUAGAGGAGGCGAGGAGACAAGUAAAGGAGAGGAGGAAACAAGGAAAGGAGAUGAGGCUGAACUCUCUAAAGGAACAGAGUCCAAUUCCUGUUUCUCAUCUCCUCGAUUCCUCCACAGUUUGAUCGAGGAGGCGGCGUAGGAAACGAGGAAAGGAAACGAGGACAUAGGUGACCUGUGACCUGCAGCCGCUCGUUUGUUCAGUGAGAAUCAGAUGUUGAGUUUGGACUUUGACUUUUUGUUUCUUCUGAGUUAAAUAUUUGAGGGAAACACGACGGCGGCGGCGACUUCCUCUCCUUUCUGUUUCUCUCGUUUCUGUUUCUCUCGUUUCUCUCCUUUCUGUUUCUCUCGUUUCUGUUUCUCUCGUUUCUCUCCUUUCUGUUUCUCUCGUUUCUGUUUCUCUCGUUUCUGUCGUUUCAUUUUUCGUUCUGUUGUUUGUUUGUUGAACUGUGUUUGUGACUGAAACGUUUACACUGAAACGCUGCACUGAUUUAACCUGGAGUCACGUGUUUACAGACUUUUUCUCCACCGUUUGUUUUAUGUGACGAAUCUGACUCUGUUCUUUUAUUUAUUUAUUUGGAUAAUUUAUUAUUUAUACCGACAAUGUC
Boleophthalmus pectinirostris (great blue-spotted mudskipper) is the source of this 2431-nucleotide messenger RNA. RefSeq names its product protein disulfide-isomerase A3-like. Gene Ontology annotation, molecular function: protein disulfide isomerase activity. Gene Ontology annotation, cellular component: endoplasmic reticulum; cell surface. Gene Ontology annotation, biological process: protein folding; response to endoplasmic reticulum stress. The transcript has 13 exons. Lineage: Eukaryota; Metazoa; Chordata; Actinopteri; Gobiiformes; Gobiidae. The record is from RefSeq and is a predicted model, not a curated record. Bases 77 to 1546 code for a protein of 489 amino acids.